UAAACGAGUUUGACUCAGAGGGAAACACAGUGAAGGAUUCCGCAUGGAAGUAACGACCCCAACAAAGCUUGAAUACUAUGAUCAAAUGUUCAAACUUCAAUCGAAAGCCACACUUGUUCACUACUUUAAGGGUGAAGAUGGAAGGAAAGCUUUGAUUUUAGAUAACACGAUCUUCCAUCCACAAGGUGGUGGUCAACCUUCUGAUACUGGUUUCGUUUGUGUCACAAAUACCAACCUCAGAUUCUGCGUGCAAGAUGUUCGAUCAAAAGACGGAGUUGUGUUUCAUUAUGGAGUUCCUGAGGUUUCCACCAUGGAAAAUGAAUUGGAGCAAGGGAAAGGGAAAGAAGUGAUUUUGCAAGUGGAUGAAUCAAGGAGGAGGCUGAAUUCUAGGCUGCACUCAGCUGGGCAUUUGCUUGAUGUUUGCAUGAGGAAUGUUGGUUUGGGGCUUUUGGAGCCGGGUAAAGGCUACCAUUUUCCGGACGGGCCAUUUGUGGAAUAUAAGGGCACGAUUCCACCGAAUGAAUUGCAAAACAAGCAAAGGGAAAUAGAGAUAGAAGUUAAUGACUUGAUAUCUAAAGGAGGUAAAGUUUAUGCAGCAGUAUUACCAUAUGACGAAUCUGCUGAGCUUUGUGGCGGUUCUCUUCCGGAUUACAUUACCCCGGGUAGCAAUCCUCGUAUCAUUAAGCUAGGAGACAACCCUGGUUGUCCUUGUGGCGGCACCCAUGUUUCCGAUAUUUCAGAGAUCAUAAGUCUGAAGGUCCCUCGAAUUCGGACCAAGAAGGGGAUAACAAAAGUGUUCUACACCAUUGAUAUAUAGGUGAUGUCAUGGAUGCUCAUUAUGUGAAUGGGUUUAGGGUAAUUUAGACCUUACCGUUCAUCUUGUGCUCUUAGGCCUUAGCUAAUCUCAUUUGCUUUGUUAUGUUGUCAUUACAAAUCUUCGUUAUGUUGAUUACCGGUCUACCGCAAAUUCUCUCGAGACUGAGCUCGUUCGACAACCACCGCUCCUCUCCCUAAGACAUCCAAGUCGAACCGGUUCCGGUGAUCAUCAACAUGGUUUCACAACCUUAGUCUCUACCUACAGAAUUUGUGUGAAUCGACAAUUAAUUAGCUUAUAGAAAACACGAGAGAAUACAAUGAAGCUUUAUAUUUAUUGUGUA
Messenger RNA from Hibiscus syriacus, 1157 nucleotides. RefSeq names its product alanine--tRNA ligase. The coding region runs from base 44 to 817 and encodes 257 amino acids. Gene Ontology annotation, molecular function: ATP binding; Ser-tRNA(Ala) deacylase activity; alanine-tRNA ligase activity. The transcript has 8 exons. The record is from RefSeq and is a predicted model, not a curated record. NCBI's taxonomy places the organism in Eukaryota, Viridiplantae, Streptophyta, Magnoliopsida, Malvales, Malvaceae. Gene Ontology annotation, biological process: regulation of translational fidelity; alanyl-tRNA aminoacylation.